AUGCCUAGGCAUCUUCGGAUGAGAAGUUUGCAUUGCUUAUGUGUUCGCGAAAAUGCACAGCAAGAGCAUUCUUUGCUUCGGUUAUCAUUGAAUCUUGUUUUGUGGAUUCACAAUAAACUGCAGCUAGAACUCAGUGAUCUCACCAUGCGCAGUGCAGUCGGUCGUCUUAUGCAACAUAUUCGUAUUCGGGAAUUAUCAGUAGGCUCCAAAUCUCCGGUGAUUAACGCGGUGCGUGUAGAAAGUUUUCAGAUGUUUGAAGAUGGAGAAGGUUUUAAAACACUGAAUUUGUUAGCGGAUGUUGAUUACAGUGGUGGUUUUCAAAAUUCCGUUGAUGUGAGAAUGCUUUUUGAACGAUUUGCGCAACUUUCAAUCAAGGUUUCCUACUGA
Messenger RNA from Gongylonema pulchrum, 387 nucleotides. NCBI's taxonomy places the organism in Eukaryota, Metazoa, Nematoda, Chromadorea, Rhabditida, Gongylonematidae. The record is from the annotation of a GenBank genome assembly.